AGAACUGGGCUGUCUGCUGCAUCUCUGUAGUGCCUGAAAAGCAAAGGCAGAACUGGCCAGAGUCUCUCAGCUGCAGAAGCUGCACAGAGUAGUUUUAAGUCUGGGGGUGAGAGGAGAUAAAGAAUUUGGCUUUGAAGUCUGAAGCAUUUGGAGUAGCUUGUAGGAGAGAAAAAACCACCUGGAAAAGUUGACCUGAGAAUUUUUUUUUGUUUAAAUUCUUUAUGCAUUGCCCAUGAAUUUGUCUCCACUGGAGCUGUCUGAGAGCUCUGAGGAUCAGGUGACAGUGCAUUUUAUAAAUCGAGAUGGAGAGCGGCUAACGACCACAGCCAAAGAAGGGCAGAGUUUGCUGGAAGUGGUAGUCAAUCACAACUUGGCCAUCGAUGGAUUUGGUGCCUGUGAAGGGACAUUAGCCUGCUCUACCUGUCACCUCAUCUUUGACAAGGACACCUUCCAAAAGCUUGAUGCCAUCUCAGAUGAAGAGCUAGACAUGCUGGACUUGGCAUAUGGACUCACUGACACAUCGCGCCUUGGCUGCCAGGUGUGCGUUAAGAAGUCGAUGGAUGGUGUGACAGUGAGGGUCCCCAUGGAUGUGUCGGACAUGAGGAAGCAGCUGGAGGUUGGAAAGCAAAGCAAACAGUGACUGGAAACGUCUGCUGCACAGCUUACACCCUCAUUUAGGCGUGGCAGGGUACUUAGCUCUUGGUUGACACUGUUGCUUUUUGUGGCUGGCUCGCAGUAGGCCAUAAAGGUCUGAUUCAGUACAAAAGGCGUGUUUGGCAAAUCUUUUAUUUGAACAAGGCAGCAUGCUUAAUAGGGUCUUUGGUAUGUAUUUUAAGUGCUUAAAUGCUCUGCUGAAUGCAACUGGAUUAAAGUCUAUGGCUUUAUA
Molecule: messenger RNA, 886 nt
Organism: Passer domesticus (house sparrow)
Lineage: Eukaryota; Metazoa; Chordata; Aves; Passeriformes; Passeridae
Product: adrenodoxin, mitochondrial-like
Exons: 4
Coding region: 233-640 (135 amino acids)
Biological process (GO): P450-containing electron transport chain
Molecular function (GO): 2 iron, 2 sulfur cluster binding
Source: RefSeq, a predicted model, not a curated record